UUGGAAAAUCUCUUUUGCAUGGGCUCCCCACUGGCAGUCUACCUCACAUUGCGAGGGGUUCGACCGGGCCAAACAGGGGCUCCGGACGCUAUUAUGUCGAGGUCAAAGUGUCCUCAUAUUUACAAUGUCUUCCAUCCUUCUGAUCCCGUGCUCCGUUGUGCUAAAACGUAG
This is a messenger RNA of Rodentolepis nana, 171 nucleotides long. NCBI's taxonomy places the organism in Eukaryota, Metazoa, Platyhelminthes, Cestoda, Cyclophyllidea, Hymenolepididae. The record is from the annotation of a GenBank genome assembly.